Fusarium pseudograminearum CS3096 is the source of this 1215-nucleotide messenger RNA. RefSeq lists its product as uncharacterized. The record is from RefSeq and is a predicted model, not a curated record. Lineage: Eukaryota; Fungi; Ascomycota; Sordariomycetes; Hypocreales; Nectriaceae. The transcript has a single exon. Bases 1 to 1215 code for a protein of 404 amino acids.
AUGUCGUCAGAUUACGAAGAACCGAAAUUACACCCUGGGCCACACUUGGAGCUAUUCAAUCCAGUCCCGGAACCACUCCCGGAACCUGACAGGAACCUUCAUAACUUUUCCUCCCUUCCUCCUGAGCUUAGGAUUAUGAUUUGGCGCGAGUCUCUCGCCUGUGAGCGCUUAAUCACAAUAGGUCGGCGGCCAUAUUUGCGAGCUGCUAAAACAUCGCCCUUGAUUACUACUACCUAUGUGGUUGGAAUCCCCCAGUACUUGGGAUUGCACCCAGCUCUUUUUGUUAACCAAGAGUCUCGAGAAGUCGCCUUGUCAUACUACCGCAUUCGAAUCCCGUGCAUCAGCCCUCGUUACAAGCUUUAUGAAGGGGAUAUGAACGGGAUAUUCUACUUCAACCCCGACUACGAUACUGUCUUAGUGUUUAGGGACGAUUGGUCGGGUUCAUGGGCGAAUGAAUUUGUCAAGUUCGCUCAGGAGGUUCAGGCUGCUGAUACCAAACAACUGGGUCUCAGAAAUGUUGCUUUCCACGCAGUGCCACGGCGAUUGCAGACUAUUGCGGCACUUGAAAAAUUAAGACAGAACAACGCGCUUAGGCAGGUCAUGUCUGGGCUUCGCAGUGUCAUGUUUGUCCUAGCCGUAUAUCGACGAGAAGAGUGGAGCUCACGUCGAGCCAGCAGCUCUCUAAGAUAUAAACGCGGUAUCCCAGUCAACGGUAUGCAAUACACCUGCUUCCAAAGAGUGCCUCAGGAUCCAAGACCUAGUAUCCAACAAGAUUUGAGACACAACUUUGGGCAAAUACGCGAAAACGGUUCCGAUUUUGAACAGCUCCUGGAUAUUCGGUCAUUUGCAUCCACCUGGAUCCAUCUUCGACGUACCUGGAAACUGGAGAGCCCAUGCGAGCAUAAGUUUAGUCUUACAUCCCGUAUGAGGUUUUCUUGCGAGAGAAGUGACAUUCUGUGGAUUCUUAAGAACGACAACCGCAUUUGGCAGAACUCCCUUAUCACGCCAAAGAGGAAGGGCUUAAUACCGAAAGGAGAAGAAACAGUCGAAGAGUUAAAGACAGCUCCUCAGACAGCUAUUGGCUUCUGGAUCUUCCCCGUGGACGCACUUGGACUGACACCGCCUGUAGGGGCGCCUGGCUAUACUGGGGAGGAGUCUGAGGUGCUCGAUCUCACUGCAUACCACCCGGAGCUGGCACUAUCUGACAUUGACUAA